Talaromyces proteolyticus is the source of this 396-nucleotide messenger RNA. RefSeq lists its product as uncharacterized. NCBI's taxonomy places the organism in Eukaryota, Fungi, Ascomycota, Eurotiomycetes, Eurotiales, Trichocomaceae. Bases 1 to 396 code for a protein of 131 amino acids. The transcript is spliced from 2 exons. The record is from RefSeq and is a predicted model, not a curated record.
AUGGCUCUUGAUUCCCGCAUGGUCCGGGCCAAUGGGCCGCAGGGCUCUAAUGUUGACGUUCCAACAUUGAGUAUGCUGCCUGAUGUUACAGUCCUGCAAUCCGUACAUCGGUGUCACUGUUCUACCCCUGACAAUGUAUUGUUGACUGCUCAACUACGGCUGAUCCAGGAGGUAGGUAGUGAUCGUCGUCGUGAAAAUCUACCUACAGUGUCCGAGGUUGCGGCCAUUAUCCCAGAUAUCGGUCCGAUCUGGCACCAAAGGACAUUUCGGGAUAUGCAGCUUCAACUGCGGUCGUCAGUACCUGGCGUUACAGGCUUACAGCGUAUUGAUCCCAGUCAUGUGGCAUAUCUGUCGCUCCAAUACAUUCUGGUAUUUCCCCACGAUGAUACGGGCUGA